AUUAUUUGAUAGGACUCAUUGAGCGACAAGCAACGAAUUUAAGAACAUCGUUCAAAUGUAGGCAAUUUUGAUUUAAACGCUUGAAACGGCAAAUUGCUCGUAUGGAAGGCGAUAGGAAGAAAACUCCUUGGCCUAGUAGCGACGAGCAACAAGGCGAGAAUAUCAAUUCUUUGUCGACCAGUGCCAGUGGCGAAGCAACAUCCGACGGUUCAUCAUCUUCGACAGAUUCUUUAUCCUCGAAGUCUAUACCUGACAAUCUUGAUCACCACGCAGAGAUAAACAAAAAUGAUGUCUUUUGCCCUAAGUGUAACUUAAAGCUUAAUCGAGAAGAACAUAAAUUCUGUUUUGGGUGUGGGACAUCAAUAGAAGAAAUUAUUUCAACUCUUGGUAGUAAGCAAGAUGUUUUUUGCCCUAAGUGUAAUUCAAAGCUUAAACCAAAAGAACAUAAAUUCUGUUUUGGGUGUGGGACAUCAAUAGAAGAAAUUAUUUCAACUCUUGGUAGUAAGCAAGAUGCCAUUUCGUCUGACGACCAUGUUGCAGUGUGUGGUGAAUCAGAACAGACAUUAACCCGUGUGGCUGUAGUUUCAAGUGAUGUUAUUGAGGUAAAACAACCAAUUGUUUUGGCCAAAAUUGUUGUUGAAGAGGCAGUGCAACAAGGAUCCCAACAGCUUACAUCGCCAGAAACCAUGUGUACGGGUAAAAAUGAUGGUGCUCAAAGUGGAACUAUGCCAAUUGCAAGUGGUGUUGAGCAGGAUCUUUCAGACACCCAUAAUGUCCACGGUACUUCUGAGCAAAGUGUAGAUCUUGCUAUUGUGGUCGCUAGUGAAAUUCAGAAAAUUAAACAAUUCGAGGAAACACGCGAUGCAGAAAGACUGGCAGAAGAUGUGCAAAAGUCCUUGGGCGAUGACGCGGUUAUUCGUGGAAAUGAUACUCGUACAACAAAUCCUGAACGUGCGGCAUUGCCAGGAAUGCCCACUAAAAGCGUGCAACUGUCACCUGCUUCUCAGAAGAACUUUACUGCUAGCGAUCAUCAAAAUUUUGAUGCAGAAAGCAAAAGUGGUGAAAAAGAUUCCAAAACAGAUUCUAAGUAUACAGUUGUACAAGAGAUACAAACAGGUAGCAUAGCACAGUCGUCUGAAUCUGCAGCUAACAUGACUGUUGGCAAUGCAAAUGAUGUACGUGAUAAAACCGACCCUAAGCAGUUAAUUGCUCCAGUGAUGCAGAAAGAAGGCGAACACCAGUCUUCUACUCUUCAAAGGAAUUUAAUCGUUGACGAUCAAGAUAUUGAUGUAGAGGGUAAUAAAGGUGAUAAAACACACUCUGAGAAGAUAUUUGAGCCAGGGAUACAGGCCACUUUAGAAAAUGUGAAUGUUGAUGAUCAAAUUUCCUAUGUGAAAGCUUAUGUAGGUAGUGAAACAGACCCUCAACAGAUAGUGGAACAAGAGGUGCAGAGUGAUAGCAGACAACAGUCAGCCGCCUCUGCAGGAAAUUCGAUUGUUGUAGUAAGUGAUGUUAGGGGUGAUACAGAUCCUAAACAUGCAGUACCAGGGAUAGAGACAGAAAACGAAAAAAAAUCAUGUGCUACUCAAGAGAAUAUGACUGACACACAGUCGACUGAAAUGAAAGACAUUGAACAACGUAAAGAGAACCAUUCAAAGGGAAAUGGGAACGAACAUAAAUUUCAGGAAACUAAAAUUACGCAGACACACGAAAAACAAAAAGGUGAUAAGCCUUCUCCCGGGAAAAAAGGCCUAGAGUCAGGAAAAGACAAAAGUGUUCAGGAAAAAGAUGCUGAAAAGAGAAAAACUAUUUUAGAAAUAGUUAUGGAGGCAUCUGAAGAUCCUUUAUCAGAAAAGAAACCUCCAAAACCUGAAGUUGAGGAAGAUGGUCAAGACGAAUCCGGUCGCUUUUACAGAAAACGACCACUUUCCGAGGAUGAAACUAUAGGAAAGAAAAACAAGAACAAAAGAAAGACUACUACUUCAACUAACAUGGUCACGGAGAAAACUCUAACCGUUGUUUUCCACGCAGCAUUAUCUGAUAAAUUCAACUUUGAUAGCGACACGAAGAUUGUUAUCCGUGGAGACGAACCAGGUUUUGGCGGUUGGAAUAAACUUGGGGUACCUAUGAAUAAAGCAGGACAUAUUAACAAACAGUUGCUGUUACACGGCGAGUUCAAGUUUCCACUUCGACUCGCAGAUCGCAGAUAUGGAUACAAAUAUGUAUUGCUGGCUAAGAAGGGUAAACCCACCUACGAAGAGCUAGUCGAAUUCACAUGGUUUGGAAUUACCAACCGAUGCCUUGUUAUUGACAGAAAAUAUGCUGCAGAGAAUAAAACUUUGCAUAUCUAUGACGGGUUUAUCUAUCCUGCGGCAUCUACACUCAGCAAAUUUUUGCCAUCUGGAUGGCAGACAAGUGUAAUUAAUAACAGAAGGGCUUUCUUCAAAUUUUUUUUGGAAAAAUGGAAUAGUUUUAACGUAGACUCUUUCACUACUACCUGUGAGCUAUUGGAAUUACUGGAGAAACUUGAAUGUCUGUAUGAAGGAACUAUUGCUACUUGGACAUCUGACAUGCGUCGAGAUUCUCGUCGCCAUGAUGUCAGUUAUAGCAAACUUAAAAUUUGGGAGAUUUUUGAGGAAAUUUUGAUGCCAACUGUCCAAAAAAGCUUGAAAAUUUUGGAAAGUGACACGAACGAUGCGAAAACUAAAGUCGCUGCAGUGAUGUCGUCAGUGUUAAUAGUAUACGUGUUUACCAAGUAUCACAUUUCGCUGAAGACAGAAAGAAAUGAAGCUUUAUUGAAAUGUCUAAAACUACCAGCAGAAAGAGCUGUGUGCCUAGAAUUUGUAAAAAGGAUUGGUGUUUUUGACAAAGAUGUUUUGAGUUCCUUUACAAAGACAAUUCUCAAGUUUUACGAAGAACAAUAUUCUUUUGACAUGAAUUGGCUGUCUGCUUUGCCGUUGUUGCAUUUCCUUCGACAGCAAGCCAAGCCAUAUGAGAACAUAAUUUGCUCCAAACCUGACUUCAGCAACUGGAAGUGGUGGGGAUUAGAUCAGUUACCCUACAGAGAUUUUCGAAGCAACGUGACUGAAAGGAAAGCCAUCGAAAUGCUACCACAACUAAAGCAUUUAUUUGCUAUGGAUCAUUUGCUGAGGCGAACUUUUCUGAUUCUAUGUCCUGUUGAAAUCUAUCGAGAGCUUUUCAAGACCGGAUUUUUUUCUUGUUUGGAGUUGUGCGUCACAUUGAGGAAAAUACUACCAGAUACGAAAAACAACCGCUCAUACACACAAAAGUUUGUAGAUUAUCUGGAAUUGUUAUUCAAAGAGAUAAACCAGGUUUUAUUAGAACAAAGUCCCCAAAUGUACCCGAAGGAAAGACUACCAGAGACUUCGGUUUUAGUUAAUAACUUGGUCUUACUUAUCCAGUAUUUUAUUCCGAAUCUCUAUCUUCGUGACGUAAUUGUCCUCUGUCGCUUGGUUGAAUGCUCAAUUACUGCUAUUGCACUUCAAAAAAAUGGAAUUGAUUUUGAAGACGAAUCUGCAGCUGGAAAUAGCCAAAAGAACAAUUCCACUUCUUUUGAACUGAAAGAGAUUCCAAAAGAACUGUCAUCUUCCUUAAAUAAGCAGCGUGGUUUUGUUAAAGAAUUUAUACUAAGAAAAUUUUUUCGUAAUGCCGAAUACAUUUCGCCCACUGAAUGGAGCGAUGAAUUGCAGGCAUGGAACCAGCUGCUAUCAUUAGCUGCCCCAGAAGUUUUCUAUAAACAGUGGAAAGACGAAUUUCUCAACAAAUUCCAGGAAAGAAUAAACAAGGUUUCCGAACUUCGUCAGAUUGAGCUAUAUUGUCAGGCCGGUGACAAGAAUUGUAAUCCAGAGAUCGUAAACUCUUUGAGCAAAACCGCUUUCGAAGCUGUAGAAAAAAUAGUGGAAAAUGGUAAAGGAGAACAGAACGCUUUUACUUUAUUAAGUAAGAACAGAGACUCAGCUAAUGGUAUAAAACUGCUAAGGUCAAUGCUGGAAAAAUCUUGGCCGCGUGAACUAAAGGAUAAUAGUCAAUUAAAUGAAAAAGAGAGGGGUGAAGUUUUGCUGAAGCAUCUUCUCACAUGGUCAAUAUGGCCUGGAUUUCUCAAAUUUUUUGGAAAUUGCACCUGGGGUAAAACAGAAGUGACAGAGGGUGACUGCGGAAUUAUUAUGGUGAGUGCUGUGUCGUGCAUCGAAAAUCUUGUAAACUCGGUCAACGAUGGGACAGUUACAGCUGCAACAUUGAAGGUUUUACAAGAACAUUCCAAACAAUUUUUGGAACUGUGUGAGGUGCAUCAGACAAAUCAGAGUGGCUCUCAACACGUUCCAAUGAGGACCACCUUUGAGACACGACUUUCCGAACUGAGGGAAUUUCAUAAUUUAAAUGGCCAGCUGAAAUGUUUUCUUGAUCUCUGCAGCUUCAAACGAGUCGAUGAAGUGCUUUGUGUCUUGAGCGAAAAAAUUGUGCAAGACUUUAGUGUGUUAUCAAUACGGGAUAUAUGCCUUCAAAGAUCUGGUAGAUUUGACGUAAUAUUCUUUAACCUCGAUGACAAGUAUCUUGAUAUGGUGUCCAGAAUUACAGAGAUAGAAAGCAGUCGAAUUUUCGUAAAAUUAUGGCGGAAAUACAGCGAGGAAUUACAAAAGGAGGAAGUCACAAUGGAAAAUAUUUUGCAAAUUUGGAUGAAAGUAUGUAAACAACUCAAAGAAAUAAGUGAACAGUUUCUAAACGGCGAAAUGCUACUCAGGGACAUUGAUAAAUACUUAGAUUUGUUUAAGACGAAUUACACUGAUUUAGAAGGAGAAUUCAAACUGCUUUCCUCGUUUUUGAGUCAUUCAAAGAAACAUUUGGAUGAGACAGAGAGAUACCUCGCUGCCAGAAUUAAGCAAGUAAAGAGAUAUAAGAAGAUUUCUGAUGCUCGUCAAGCUGGGAAGGCAAUUCUCCAUCUAAAAGAAACGCUGGGUCUCACAGGCGAUUUCUCAGUGGUUGAAAAGAUAGAAGAGAUUAUUAGUGGGAAUCUAAAAGAUGUAGCCAUCAAAGACGUGGAUGACAAUCUAUUUAAAGCUGGAGAACUGUUAGAUGAAAUAGACGAGAUAAGAAGAGAAUGUUUAAGGACUUUUACGGACUGUUUUGAUUUAGUUACUUGGCUAAGAAAGAGUAUAAAUGAUGAACAAGAGCUCAAAGUAUUUGUUGAUUUGGCGAUGAUUUCAGCCGGGGAAGAUGACAUGGAAAUUGACCGGAUUUCGUGUAUGCAUACAAGUUGUCUUGGAUUUGGAUCGUUAAUUUUCGGUUACAAAACAAAACAUGGGUUUGAUGAACUAAUGCAACUUUGUAAACCUGUGUGGCACGCUGUUGACGCUAAUCCAGGCAUUGGACAAAAAUUGGUAUCAACUAAGAAAAGCCUGUCAUGGUUGAAGCAAAUAAAAGAGUCUCAUGGUUCAGUUGCUCUUACAACUAUGGUUCAAGUUGAAGCUAUCAAUUCCUGUGGUACCUAUUACAUUGCAGACACCGAGAUGGCUAAAGAGGUUAAGCACGCGAACGCUGGAGUUGGAUUAAACCUUGAAAAUUUGGUGUGUCUCAAUGUUCCUGAAGAUCCUCAAAAAAAUCGAGAAAGAAAAGUUUAUAGUCUGGAAGAAAUAAAGGACGUACAGAGUAAACUUAUGUUGAUUGCCGGUAAAGCAGAAAGUGGAAAGGAGGAAGUUGACAAAUUUAAUGAGAUUUUCGAUGGAAUACUCAGAAUAAGCCAUUUGUACUUGCAACUUUGUGAAGUUGGUCAGAUCAGCUACUUAACAUGGAAAGAUAAAUACCAAUGCAGUAAAGCGGAUGACGAGAGGAACAGUCUUUUAGAGAACAUUAAAGGAACCUGUGAAACAAUGGAACGUGAUUUAAAGAAAUGGAAGGAAUAUUUUCAUGAUGCCAGAAACAGCUGUUAUUCUUUGAAUCAUUUUACCAUGAAACAGAUUUUACACCUAAGGCUAGAGUUAGCAAAAGCUUGUGUUGGCCAUGUGGCGAUCGAUGAACUGCGAUUGCAGACUUUUAUGCUCCUUGAGUCUGUUUACAAGAAUAUAGAGCCUUUGCUUCUUGCAAAUGUCUUAAAAACAAAGGUUCCUGAAAACGCGGUGUUCUUUACAGAAGAAAGUUCUAAAGACGGAGAAAAAUAUUUUGAGAAUGAUAUGGAAUGUGAAAGCAUUUCGUCCGAAAAUAUCGAAGAAGAUGUGACUUUUCCAAGCCAACAGAGACGAAAGAUGUCGCUUGAAACUUUUACAAGUGCAAAAGAGAAACUCGAGGGAAUGGGUUUUGAUGAAGAAGAUAUUGUUGCUGCUUUGCAAAUUUGCGGUCGUGAUGCAACUGAAGAAGAUCUUAUAGCACAUGUUAUUUCUGGAGAAGAUGAUAAAGAAACUGUUAUGAAGCUUUGUGAAGAUGCGAAGCGAAAUCCACAACUGUCAGAUCUAAUUUCAGAUCUAUUAAAUUCAGAGUGCCAGUCUGGAGAUGCUGAAGAAAGCAAAAGGGAAAUUAAAGAGGAAAAAAUUGACCGAAGACCUGUCACACUAUACGUAAAAAACAAGGAAGAUACUUACCUCAGUUUGGAAAUUUUAACUGACAUUUUAGACGAACUUUCGGAAUCAGCCAUAGGUGCUGAAUCCCAACGUAUGCGGAGAAAGAUGCCGUCAGGCCUAAUGGAGGGUGAACCGAACUUACUACUUGUUCCAAAAGGGGAAGUGUUCGGCUGUCUCCUGUCGCUCUUCAUGGGAAGUGAAGCCCGUCAACCCUUACCAACUGAUGAAGAAGUGAUUGUCUGCGAUGAAAAUACAACAGCGGAAGAGAUUGAGUUACUCUGGCGACGUGCAGUCGUUGACGACAAAGGACAGUUGUUUUGUCUUGCUAAUGCGGAUCUUUUGGAUUAUGAUGUCAGCCAACAGGUUGUUCGUUCUUUGGAAUUGUUAACACAAGGACACUCCAAAUACCACUUGGUCGUGAUUUGCAGCAUUGAGAACGAGGACAGAUCGAAUAUGGUUGCAUCCUUGGAUCAGAAUCGUCGCCAUUUUCCCCCAAUCCCAUCUAUGAAAGGUAUUCAAAAUUAUUUGAAAGAGCAGCUUAUGGUUUCAGGCACAGAAACAGUCGGCAAUGUUCAUUUGGCACCAGCAGCCACGGUUGACAUGGAAAAGUUAUCUGUUCGUGUGAUUCAGUCGUCUAGAGCUGGCAUGGGAAAGAGCUUGUUUAUCGAACAUCUAGCAGAACAGUUGGAAAACCUUCUAAAUAACAAAAGGCUUCGUGAAGGCCUAGUGCCGUCGCUAUGUGCUACAAUUCCUGUGCAUGGAAUCUCUGUGGACAGUGAUUGUGUCACCCGCGAACUUCUCUCUCAUGCCGUGAAAAGGGAUAUUCCUGUUUCAAGGAUUUUUCAUUUGGACGUGUCUCAAUCGGUUGUGAAAGGAAUUGACAAUAUCCUGUUUCAACUUCUCAUCUUGAGAGUUGUAAAAGAUAAGAGUGGGAAUGUUUGGAGAAGAAAGUCGACUGAUAUGUAUGUAGUUGAACUUACAACUGACAAAUCAUUUGAAGCUUUAACAGCUGACGCGUCCUUAUCAAAUUCAAACUACAGCCAGACUAUGAGAAAACGAUUGGCAACAGAGAAGUACUCAUUUGUGAAAUACCUGCCUCGAACACAUUGCUCGACACCCAGGGAAACGUUGGACAACAUAAGACUCAACAAAGGGGGUAAUACUGGAUUUGACAUGGAAAAAUUCCGUAGUGAAGAAUAUCAACGCACAUUUCAGUACCUUACACAGUUCGCAGCGGGGCAAAAUUUAGACAAAUUCUUGUUCAUAUAUGAUCCUCGUGUUACCAUUGGCGAUCCCGUUGAUGCCUUAACGAUCAUGAUUAAAUAUUGUGGCAUUCGUGAUCCAUCUUGGGCAGAACUAUAUCAUUUUGUAAACUUCUUGAACGUCCAGCUUCGCGACUGUGAGGAAAGCGUUUUCUGUAACGCUCAGUUAGUGGGUGAUCUCUUACAAGGUUUUAAGACUUUUGUGGUUCGUUUCAUGAUUGAAAUGUCUCGAGACUUUGCCACACGAUCACUAAGUGACAGUAACUUGGGCGUUGAUGAUGCACAAACAGCAGAUGAAGAUGAUGAUUUAGCUCCAUUUGAAAUACGGAAGCGUUGGGAAUCGAGUCCUCAUCCUUAUAUAUUUUUCAACCAUGACCGCGUCAGCAUGACCUUCCUUGGAUUUCGUCUGAGCGAUAAUGGUGAUUUGCUUGAUCCCGCUACCAAUAAAGUUUUAGAGCAAAAGAUGAUGGAGCCAACUUUAAGAGGACAACUUAAGCAUCAAGGAGUUAAUUUUGACACCAACUACGAGAAACGUGACAAAAUGGCGCGUAUCGAGAAAUUGUGCAGCGUCAUGGGAAUCGAAUUUUUAUAUGACCCUGAUCCUACAUACGAAUUGACAACCGACAAUGUCAAAAAAAUCCUGGCAAUUCAUAUGCGAUUCAGGUGUGGCAUACCAGUAAUUAUCAUGGGAGAGACUGGAUGUGGCAAAACUCGGCUUAUUAGAUUUAUGUGUGAACUUCAAGCUGGGCCCGAAGGACCGAAAAAUUUGUUACUCAUGAAGGUACAUGGUGGAACUAGUUACUCAGAAAUUGAAAUGAAAGUGGUAGAAGCAGAGAAAAGAGCUUUCUUCAAUCAGAAGAUCAAUGUUGAUACUGUCCUGUUCUUUGAUGAAGCCAAUACAACAGAUGCAAUUGACCUCAUCAAAGAAAUAAUGGUCGAUCGAAGGGUGAAUGGACGUGCUAUAAAUCCUGAACUGACGAAACUGCAUUUCAUCGCUGCUUGUAACCCAUAUCGAAAGCACACGAAGGAAAUGAUCCAGAAACUAGAAUCUGCAGGGUUGGGGUAUCAUGUAUCAGCUGAUGAAACUGAUGAUAAAUUAGGUUCAAUUCCACUCCGUCAACUUGUGUAUCGAGUCCACCCCUUGCCAGAGAGCAUGAGACCGCUAGUUUGGGACUUUGGCCGACUUACAGAUCACACAGAAGAACUUUAUGCUGCGCAGAUCGUGCGGAGGUCUAUGGUUGCGACAACGCAGGAUGUUAAAUUUGAUGGAACCGAAGCCCAAGCAUCUUGUAUUGCUAAAGUGCUGUCAGCUUCACAGAAAUAUAUGCGUGAACAAAAGAACGAGUGCAGCUUUGUCAGUUUGCGUGAUGUUGAAAGAGCGAUGAAGGUUAUCACCUGGUUUUAUUCUAACUCUGAAUUGAUCAUCAAAAUUAUUGGCGAUGUAGAUGAAAAUGGUGAUAAAGAUAGUAGUUCUGAAGAGUCUAGUGAAGAAGAAGAUUUUGAGUCUGAUGAAGAAUUUGAGACAGGCGAACAACCCUUAAGUCAAAUUGUCCGUGCACUAAUCCUGGGGAUUGGUGUUUGUUACUAUGCCCGAUUAAAUACAAGAGAAGCGUAUUGUCAAGAAAUCUCGAGACAUUUUGACAAUUCCUGUCCUCUUCCGGGAGGUGGACGUAGGAUGCAAAGGGAAAUCGAGAGGUGUCAACGUGGAUUUUUGAAUGACAUACAACUGGGUCAGAAUAUCGCCAAAAACAUCGCUCUAAGUGAGAACGUCUUUAUGAUGGCAAUUUGUACCGAGUUACGCAUCCCGUUGUUUGUUGUCGGCAAACCUGGCAGUUCAAAAUCUUUAGCGAAAGACGUUAUAUCCACCAACAUGAAAGCUGGAAACUCGCAAAGCGAAUUGUUCAAAAACUUAAAACAGAUCCACAUUCAAUCGUACCAAUGCAGUCCAUUAUCCACGCCCGAAGGCAUCGUCUCUACCUUCAAACAAUGUGCUAAACUACAAAAAGACAAAGACUUAAAAAAAUUCGUGUCUGUGGUAGUAUUAGACGAAAUUGGAUUGGCCGAGGACUCUCCUCUGAUGCCUUUGAAAACGCUCCACCCUUUAUUAGAAGAUGGCACAGCAACAACUGAAGAAUCAGGGACAACAUCUGAUUAUCACCGCGUUGGUUUUAUCGGUUUAUCCAAUUGGGCAUUGGACCCCGCCAAAAUGAACCGUGGAAUUAUGUUGAGUAGGGGAGUACCAAAUGAAAAGGAGCUGCAAGACAGCGCCAGUGGAAUUUGUUCAUCUGACCAAGAAAUAAAACUACGUCUUGAGACAACUAUCUCAAGGUUAUGCAGAGGGUAUUUUGAACUUUACGAGAAACAAAGCAAGUCAAAAACACUAAAAGAAGCUCAAAAAGAUGAAUUCUUUGGACUUCGGGACUUUUACAGUUUAGUAAAGAUGGUGUUUGGUUUUGCUGUACAAAAAGAAGAGCAGGGUGAUCAAAUCAGCGUUAUAGAACUGGAAAAAUCCAUACGGAGGAAUUUCAGUGGCUUAGAUGACAUUGAUCCAGUAAAAACAUUUUGUAAACAUUUUCCAAGACUUAAAGAGAGUGUUAAGUAUCCUUCUCCUGAAUGCUUCCCGGUGAAUCUCAUCCAAGAAAGCCUUGUGAGAACCGAAAAGGAAGGGGAAAGUCGCUAUUUACUUGUUCUAACUGAGAACUACGCAGCGCUAAGAUUAUUACAGGGGCAAUUUUACCAGCACGAUCCAGUUAUUAUUUUUGGAAGCAGUUUCCCAAAAGAUCAACAAUACACACAGAUUUGUCGAAACAUCAAUCGAAUUAAAGUAUGCAUGGAAACUGGAAGAAUGGUGAUUUUACUCAACUUAGAAAGCCUUUAUGAAAGUUUAUAUGAUGCAUUAAAUCAGUAUUACGUGUAUCUUGCCAAUCAAAAGUAUGUUGACCUUGGCCUGGGAAACCACAGAGUGAAGUGUAGAGUGGCGAAUGAAUUUAAGUUGAUAGUGGUUGCUGAAAAGGAUGUUGUUUAUCGUCGAUUUCCAAUUCCUCUUAUCAAUCGACUGGAAAAGCAUUUACUUGUAAUGUCAACUGGCCUAACAAAACACCAAGCUGUUUUGGUCGAAAAACUGCAAAAGUGGGUCAAAAUUUUCUCAGAAGCAUCUCCCGAAUUUUCAUGUAAUAAAAGCCUAUUCACGCCUGGUGAUUGCUUUGUUGGUUACCAUAGCGACACUGCCGCUGCAGUGAUCAUCAAAAUUUCGAACAUUAAAAAGGAUUGGCCUGAUGAUCAGAUUCUUCUGCAUUCAAAACUCGCGCUGUUGCAGUGUGCAUCGCCUGAUGCUAUCGCUAGACUACCAGCGACAAAAAUGAAACGUGAUGCGGAGGAGCUUUGGAAUGUAUAUUUCAAAACUCAAAGACAUGGAAGUUUGAAAGACUAUUUGGUUGAUUGCCUAGAUAAAGUUACUCCUGAAAAACAUGGAUCUCUUAUACAAAUAACCACACACUCAAGAUUGUUAUCGCCAGGAAAUUCACGUUCCAUAGCAUCAGAUGCUGGAUUCAAAGGUCCAAAUGCUCGUUGUAUUAGCCUUCAAGAAUUUAACACAGAACAACAAUUCACCAAAACAAUAGAAGAAUUUUUUGUUUCACUUGGUGGUGCUGAAGGUCUCCUUCUUGUCCAAUGUGAUAAUGGCGAAGCGAAUUUCAACUUAAUCGCCUGCUGUCGACAUCUUGUUGAUGAUACCCGACGUCGUAAAAUUGAAAGUUUUGAUGGGCCUGUUAAGCCUGUCCACGUCGUAUUUAUUAUUCAGUUACCAAAGAUUGCUGGUGGUUGUCAACACUUUGUAGGGUUUCAAGGUGGAAAGUGGCUGUCGAUCCAUAUUGACGAACUUCUUGAAUCGAGCGAACAGCUUCCACAAAUUGAACAGCUUAUGAACCGCUCUGUGAGUGAUUUAUUCAAGCCAGUAAACCUUGUAAGCAGUGACGACAUUGAGAGCAUGGAUGUUGAUGAACAUUAUGAUGCGGACGUGCGUAUGGAGGACAUUGAAUUAGAGGAAUCAAAUGAAAAACAAACUGCUCUGAGCGAAAUAAAGGCAGCAUUGCUACUGAAAAAUUGUCUGCAGGCUGCCGCAGCAAGAAUCUACGAUGAGUCAGCGGAGAUUGACAGAGCCACGAAACGCAUAGAAAUAUUGCUUGAGUUUUUACCAGAGGAUGAUACACAAGAAACAGAGCUUUCCCAAAUCCUAGCAUCUCGUGUUUAUGGAUUACUCGUGGAACGGGACGAGAAAUGUUUUCAGGAUCAGAAACUCUGGCUACAACACGAGGCAUUGUCUCAGGGGCAUCUCCAGGAAACUGGGACAUUCAGAAAAGCGUUAUGGCAGAAACUUUCCUCGAUUGUUUCCCCGAUAUUGUCUGAAGUGAUAGCAUUCUGUGAUCGAAAUCACAACCUCAAUAUACCGCAUGAAGGAAAGGAUUGGAAAUCGCGAUUGUGGUUUUGGAUGCUUAGUGAAGUACAAAUUACGCCUUUAACUUACGAUUCGUUUAUUUCCCCUGAAUCACAAAGAAUAAGAGAAAGAGCCUUUGUUCAAAAUACAGGCUUUGGACAUCGUUUUAACGGGAAGUUUCCGUUUUCAUGGAUCAUUAAAGAUAUAGUCAGCGAUCUUUUAAUAAAAGUUGCAGGCGACCCUUCAAAGACACUGCUUCAAUUAAGAGGGAUCUUUUACCAAUCACCACUGGGAAAUUACCUGAAAGUUAUAUUUGAAGACAAAGAGAAUAAAAAGGAAGUAACAGAAAACUACCUUCAUGAUUUUCUUCACAUGAUGUACAAACCAAUAGAGAAUGGAGAAUUGCAGUUGAUAUACGAUGCCUCUUUCGAAGCUUCUGGGCAAAUACAUCAAUUGCUGCACGAAAAUGAAGAUUUUGACAUUGACAUUCCUUUUAUUCAUUUCACUUACUCCCUCAUUGAAGCUCGUUUGGCAAGAUUUUCUGAUCUGGUUCAUGCUUUUCCUGGUCUAGUGAAAGAACUACUAAGGCUAAGCGAUCGGUUGAAAGUUGGAGAAAUGAUACUGGAUACGGUAGCACUUGAGUAUUGCUUACAGAAGUUGGAACCAACACCCAAAGAUCUGGAAAGCAGUGGUAAUAGAUCAUGUUGGUGCAACCGUGUUCAGCGUGUUGGCCAAGUUGUGAAAGAUUUAAAAAGUCUGAAAUAUAGCUGGAAACAACAACAGAACAAAGAUGGCAACCAAGCUGGAUUUGUUACUCACCUGUUUGGGGAAAAAUCAAUUGUAAUUUUUGAAAAAUGCAGAAUGAUGUGGAUACGUUUAGAUGUUGUGCGCAUGUUUAUCGAACAUACAUGUCCACCUGGCCAGCGAACCUAUGAAGCUAAUGUUUUAGGAGAAAACCUCGACUUUUCUACCGUCCGUACUAUGACUGCAGUAGAGAGAUUCCUGAAGGAUUGCUGUGACAGAAUUAGCAAACGAUUCAG
Dendronephthya gigantea is the source of this 13303-nucleotide messenger RNA. Its product is annotated as E3 ubiquitin-protein ligase rnf213-alpha-like. The record is from RefSeq and is a predicted model, not a curated record. The annotation marks the transcript as partial. The transcript has 63 exons. Gene Ontology annotation, molecular function: ubiquitin-protein transferase activity; ATP hydrolysis activity; ATP binding. NCBI's taxonomy places the organism in Eukaryota, Metazoa, Cnidaria, Anthozoa, Malacalcyonacea, Nephtheidae.